AUGUCUAAUGGAAAGAUCCCGGCGCCAACCGUCCCUGUUGGCAUGCACCGCCUGUCGGCGCCUGACGCUCUCGUGCCUGUCUGUGGUCGCUGCCAGGCCUCGGGCGAGGAUUUCCAGACCCCCCCGUCCGAGGAGUCGAAUGGGAUGCUCGUCGACGACCUCUCUCCCGCCUGGCUGGACAGCGCAGUUUCGUUGCCAGCUGAUCUCGGGAUACCAGCAAGCUUCGCACCAGAUGCUAGCAGCAUCGCCAGUGCCGGACACGAGCUGUUCGAUUUCGGAUUGAUCAACCCCCUGGCUGCUCUACUACCAGAACUUCCACCUUGCCCAUCCCAUCGUCCUGCCGCAGAAGGCUCUCCACAAUGUUCCGUCGUAUCUGUUAGCGGUCAUGCAGUACAUUGGCGCUCACUACCAUUACGACGAGUCUGUCCGAGAUGCGUUGAAAGACGCUGCAUAUGCCGUCCUGUCAGAACAGCAGACCCCCGGAACGGCUUCACAGUCCAGAGCAUGCUCCUCCUCGCCAUCGUCACCCAUGCCCAUGGCCGCGAGGACGAAGCGAAUCAGAUCCUGCGGUCUGCGGUAGACCUGGCUCUCGAACUGGGCAUGGACCGCGCAGCCUUUGCCCGGGAGAACUCGAUGGGCAGCAGCUUGUGGGAGGAAAGUUGGCGGCGGACAUACUGGGAACUGUACAUUGUCGACGGCCUGUUUGCUGGUCUACGCGAGCAGAGCACAUUUUCACUGUACGGGCGACCAUCGGAUCUGAGCUUGCCUUGCGAGGAGGAGGAAUAUCAUGCGGGAAAUGUCCCUCCUAUGCAGUACACACUGGAGGACUUCCGACAAAACUGGUCUCUUCACCCGAACGGGAAGAGAUUCUCGUCCUUUGCUUAUCGUGUCGAGGCGGUGCGGAUCCUGGGCAUGGUCCCGGGACUCAGUCAAUCAACCGAGGUCGACAGUGAGCCCCAGGCCGAGACGAUCGAUGCUUGUCUUGCCGGAUGGUUCCUGCACCUGCCUGCCUCGAAGCGCGACCCGAUGCUGAGCAACGGGCGUGUCGACGAGAUGCUGUUCCAGGGUCAGAUAUUAUCUACAUGUACGCAGCCUAGACAUAACAAUAGGAACAAUCCACCUCCACCGCACCCGGUCCAUCAUGCGCUUCGCAUCCUUCCACACCCUGACAUCCUGCACACGCUACCGCGCCUCCCGACCGCCCUUGACCUUGGACGCGCUGGACCUGUCGUCGAAGAAGCUGAUUCGCGCAGCCGAUCAGCUCUCCAACCUGGUGGCCCUCCCAACCGAGAUCAAGCGACACAGUCCCUUCCUGAUCUGCGCGGUGGCCAUGGCCGUGAUCGUGCACACGGCAGCUUGUGUGAUGGCGUCGGGCACCGAGCAUGCAGAGUCUAUCGAAGCCAGGAUCCAGCUGGCUGCGGGAGCGUUCAAUCGGCUGGCGGAAUGCUGGCCGUUGGCUAG
This is a messenger RNA of Rasamsonia emersonii CBS 393.64, 1461 nucleotides long. RefSeq names its product C6 transcription factor. Bases 1 to 1461 code for a protein of 486 amino acids. Gene Ontology annotation, biological process: DNA-templated transcription. NCBI's taxonomy places the organism in Eukaryota, Fungi, Ascomycota, Eurotiomycetes, Eurotiales, Trichocomaceae. The transcript has 5 exons. Gene Ontology annotation, molecular function: DNA binding; zinc ion binding. The record is from RefSeq and is a predicted model, not a curated record.